AUGACAAAGCCCUGCGAGCAAUGCUUUGUCUGCAAGCGCUGCAAGCAGCUCAAGGCGCCGAAGCCUGGCUGCACCACCUGCCGCAAGUGCCCGGACUGCUGGGACACCAGGGUGAGGUGCUGGAGGGCGGUGAGCGACCCUUUCGUGGUUCCGAAGGGGUUGGCGGGCCACAAAUGCCGCUGGCAGUGCAUCGACUUCGACCUGGCGGGCUGCACCGAGUGCGGGGCGAUCCACCGCUGCGACGCGGCGACCUGCCCGGUGUUCGAGGAGGAGGACAGCCACGUCUGCACCAUCACGGGGAACUGCGUGCGGCUGAAGCGCUUCACCCACGACGAGUUUAUGGACAACGUGGUCAUCUCCGACCUCCCAGGGCCAGUGGAGCGGGAGAUGCGGCUGCUGACGGAUGAGCGGGAGGUCAGGGAGAACGUGGAGUGGCUCCUUUCCUCCCGCACGGCGCGGCAGAGCUUCGAGCAGGAGCGCGGCCGCAUGGAGCAGAAGCACCGGCACCUCCUUUGGAAGCUGCUGCGGGAGAUCAAGCUCCGGGGCGGCAUACCGAACCUCUGCCAGGUCAUGACGCAGAUCCUGCACGCCACCAACAAGAUCCGGGUGUGCAACACCAGCUUCCAGCCCGAGCUGAGGCAGGAGGUCGUCGGGCGCUGCGUGUACAGCAUCGUGCGCUUCCUGAACCUCAUGGGCCAGCGCUUCCGCUCCGCGCUCGGCGCGCUCAAGACCUCCACCCUCGUGGUCGGCACGCUGUACCUGAUGCGGAUGGGUAUCUCCAUGCACAACAUCACCCUGCUGCCCCGCAUGCCGCAGCUCCAGCUCAUCCUCCCGAUGGAGACCCACCUCAAGACCUUCUUCCAGAUCAAGUGCAAGAGCAUCACCGAGGUCGAGAACCUCAUCAAGAUGUGCCUGCGCGGCCUGAGCCCCGCCGAGCUGGAGAGGAUGGGCUUUACCAUGGCAGAGGAGGUCACGAUGUGA
This is a messenger RNA of Guillardia theta CCMP2712, 981 nucleotides long. RefSeq lists its product as hypothetical. NCBI's taxonomy places the organism in Eukaryota, Cryptophyceae, Pyrenomonadales, Geminigeraceae. The record is from RefSeq and is a predicted model, not a curated record. The transcript has a single exon. The coding region runs from base 1 to 981 and encodes 326 amino acids.